AUGAGGCGCAAUAUGAAUCUCAGAGGCUCGAACAGGGAUUGUGGCCAGACUCGUGCAGGGUCGAUGUGGGUUCUGCCGCAGACACUUCAAGAAGUCUGCAACCUACGACGGCUUUGUCAACUUCAAUCCAAAGCCCUGCCUCGAGCUAGACGAAUGGUCCACAGUGAGUGGGAUAAACCUCUAAGAGAGCCGUUGGGGAACCUGGAGACACCCGAAUGUGACUGGUGUGGAUUAAAGGCACCAAACGUAGUCUUUGCUCCGUGUUUCCAUCGCUUAUGUCGGGGUUACGGUGGAGCUGCUGCUCCAGCCGCUUUGGGUGAUAUGUUCCGAAGCUGCCAAGCCUGUUCUCUUCAUAGCUUCCAGCGCCCCCGAAAGGCAUGA
Aspergillus welwitschiae is the source of this 381-nucleotide messenger RNA. RefSeq lists its product as uncharacterized. Lineage: Eukaryota; Fungi; Ascomycota; Eurotiomycetes; Eurotiales; Aspergillaceae. The record is from RefSeq and is a predicted model, not a curated record. The transcript has a single exon. The coding region runs from base 1 to 381 and encodes 126 amino acids.